Cyclocybe aegerita is the source of this 555-nucleotide messenger RNA. NCBI's taxonomy places the organism in Eukaryota, Fungi, Basidiomycota, Agaricomycetes, Agaricales, Hemipholiotaceae. The record is from the annotation of a GenBank genome assembly.
AUGGCUUCUGUCACCGCCGCUUCUCCCAACGACAUUCUUUCCUGGACGAACCAGGACUCCCGCGAAAGCGUGCUCUUCAAUGCCUGGGGUAUCCUUUACCGAUUUCAGACAAGCGUCGGUCAGAACGGAGCAAGCGUUACCACCAUGUGGCGCGCCCUCCGACCCAACAAAGAGGACCGCAUCGCCAAACUCGAAUGGGCCGCGAACGGUGGCCUCGGUCGCGUUAUUAUGGGCAAGCAUACCCUCCGAAUGACUGACCUUGCUCGACCGGACCCUUCUCUCUAUGGAGCCCGCACCUUCACUGGACCGGACGGUCUUCUAUAUCGGUGGCGGCCUGCCCCCACGGGCGUCGAUAUUCUGCUCCAGGACACCGCAGGCAAUGUCAUUGCGUUUUUCCGUCCAACGCGGCAAACGCGUUACCAGAUCGGCGACGUUUAUGGCGAAAUCCAUUAUAUCCGAAAUGCUGGGCUGGGCACAGUGAUGCAUCCUCCCAUGAUGGAUAUGGUGACCCUGACCGCCAUGCUGUACCGCUUUUGCGCGCAGUGGAAUAUUUGA